Messenger RNA from Cryphonectria parasitica EP155, 651 nucleotides. Its product is annotated as family 3 polysaccharide lyase. The record is from RefSeq and is a predicted model, not a curated record. Gene Ontology annotation, molecular function: pectate lyase activity. The transcript has 2 exons. Gene Ontology annotation, cellular component: extracellular region. The annotation marks the transcript as partial. Gene Ontology annotation, biological process: pectin catabolic process. NCBI's taxonomy places the organism in Eukaryota, Fungi, Ascomycota, Sordariomycetes, Diaporthales, Cryphonectriaceae.
CUUCCUGCUUCUUCUGGAAGCUCUGUCUUGGAUGCUACCCAGACCAUUGCUGCCGGUGAUUCUUUCGACGGUGGCAUGUUUAUGUAUGAUCGUGGCGUCAGCUGCACUGGUCAGGAUGAAGGCGGUGAUAGCGAUGCUGUGUUUAUCAUCGAGAACGGCGGUUCUCUCUCCAAUGUCAUCAUCGGCCCCAAUCAGAUUGAAGGUGUUCACUGCGAGGGCGCCUGCACCCUCACCAAUGUCUGGUGGUCCGCCGUCUGCGAAGAUGCCUUCACUGUCAAAGAGCAAGACGCUGGUGAAACGACCUACAUCAACGGUGGCGGUGCUUUCAACGCCGACGACAAAGUUAUCCAACAUAACGGCGCUGGCACAAUUUCCAUCUCCGAUUUCACUGUUGACACCUUCGGCAAACUCUACCGCUCCUGCGGCAACUGCGACUCUAUGUACGAACGCCACGUUAUCAUUGACGGUGUGACCGCGACUACGGGCAGCGAGCUGGCGGGUAUCAACGAGAAUUACGGUGAUUCGGCUACUAUCACAAACACAGUUGCGACUGAGGUGGAUGAUAUCUGUGUUACCUAUGAGGGAAAUGAUUCUGGUGAUGAGCCCACGGAAAUUGCAUCAGGCAGUGAUGGAACUUACUGCAUUUACAGC